AUGACCCAACCGAGCUUGUCUCGCCGUAAGCCCACUCGCCCCAAAUACCCCACAUUCGACUCACUAUCACCAGAUACGAAUGAGGCAGUAUCGAUAAGACAGGAACAACCGCAGAAACAAGCACAGCUAGUUUCCUCCCCAACAAACGAACUAGAUGCAUAUUCUUACUCUACGCUACCAGAAACUGAGUAUACCCACUCCAUUCCAAUAACUUUCUCUCAGCACCCGACGUUCUCGUACUCUCCAAUAUCAAGACGAUAUACGCAGAUACCUCCAAUAACAAACACAAUUUAUUCUCCGUCCUCAAACUCAUCGUUACCACAUUUGACUCGAUCUAUCUCGACCUCGACUAUAGAAACAGCGUCGUGCUGUAGUACUCCCGGGACUAUAACGAAUAGUUAUGAAGAUGGAGACUGUAGGAUGAUUGCAAAUGCCGAAGACUGUGAAGGACAAAUACAGGAUAGUCGAUACGAAAAACAGAUUAAUACAAUAAUAAACAAUUCUAGUGUAGGCAGAAACAAUGACUAUAAUAGCAAUGACACUACCACGACCAACACCGGCAAUAACACCAACGACAAGACCAGCAACGGCUCUCAGAGAUACGGCUUGUCUUCGUACGUUUCCUUUCCGUCAUUAGAUUGCCUGGUAGAUGAUUGUUGGUUAGACGUAAAAGUAGAGAAAAAGAGAGAGAGCAUAAGUUUUGAUUUGGAAUUGGAGAAGUAUGAUGAAAUGAUUGUUGGAGGGGUCAGGUUUGAAUACUAA
Molecule: messenger RNA, 762 nt
Organism: Paraglomus occultum
Lineage: Eukaryota; Fungi; Glomeromycota; Glomeromycetes; Paraglomerales; Paraglomeraceae
Source: the annotation of a GenBank genome assembly